GCAGGCGCGACCCGCGAGCGUGCGGUGUCUCGAGGCUUCCGCGCUACCGGCGUUUAGAAGCUCGGAGGUUUGCGGCCUGCGUUCGGCGGUCUCCAGCCGCGCACUACCUGAGGCAGCGAGCCGAGCCUCCCGCGCCCUGGGCAGUGUGGCCAUGGAGAAUCAGGUGCUGACGCCGCACGUCUACUGGGCUCAGCGACACCGCGAGCUGUAUCUGCGCGUGGAGCUGAGUGACGUGCAGAACCCUGCCAUCAGCAUCACUGAAAAUGUGCUGCAUUUCAAAGCUCAGGGACAUGGUGCCAAAGGAGACAACGUCUAUGAAUUUCACCUGGAAUUCUUAGACCUUGUGAAGCCAGAGCCAGUGUACAGACUGACCCAGAGGCAGGUAAACAUUACCGUACAGAAGAAGGUGAGUCAGUGGUGGGAGAGACUCACCAAGCAGGAGAAACGCCCAUUGUUUUUGGCCCCUGACUUUGACCGCUGGCUGGACGAAUCUGAUGCAGAAAUGGAGCUCAGAGCCAAGGAAGAAGAACGCCUGAAUAAACUCAGAUUGGAAAGCCAAGGCUCCCCUGAAACUCUUACAAGCUUGAAGAAAGGAUACCUGUUCAUGUAUAAUCUUGUGCAGUUCUUGGGAUUCUCCUGGAUCUUUGUCAACCUGACUGUGCGGUUUUUUAUCUUGGGAAAAGAGUCCUUUUAUGACACAUUCCACACCGUGGCUGACAUGAUGUAUUUCUGCCAGAUGCUGGCAGUUGUGGAAACUAUCAAUGCAGCAAUUGGAGUCACUAAGACACCAGUGAUCCCUUCUCUUAUCCAGCUUCUUGGAAGAAAUUUCAUUUUGUUUAUCAUCUUUGGCACCAUGGAAGAAAUGCAAAACAAAGCUGUGGUUUUCUUUGUGUUUUAUAUUUGGAGCACAAUUGAAAUUUUCAGAUAUCCCUUCUAUAUGCUUUCCUGCAUUGACAUGGAUUGGAAGGUGCUCACAUGGCUUCGUUACACUGUGUGGAUUCCCUUAUAUCCACUGGGAUGUUUGGCAGAAGCCGUCUCAGUGAUCCAGUCCAUUCCAGUGUUCAAUGAAACAGGAAGAUUCAGUUUUACAUUGCCAUAUCCAGUGAAAAUGAAAGUUAGAUUUUCCUUUUUUCUUCAGAUUUAUCUUAUAAUGUUAUUUUUAGGGUUAUACAUAAAUUUCCGCCACCUUUAUAAACAGCGCAGGCGGCGCUAUGGACAAAAAAAGAAAAAGGUCCACUAAAAAGAGAGCUUUACAUGGCUUCUUGCCAGUUCGAGCCUAAUCUACGAAUCUUACAGUUUUACCCUCUUACACUGAUGUAACAGUUUUUUAAAAGUUAAAUGAUUAAAUUCUUGGUGAGGCUAUCUUCCUUUUCCCCAGUAACAUUCCCGAAUUUACUGUAUUAUCUUAGUGUAGUAUUUGCAUGACAUGGAUUCCUGAUAUCUGAUGACAGGUUCAUUCUUGUGUAUUCAGUUAAUGACAGCAAAAUGCUCAGCCCCACCCCCACCUCACUUCAUGUCCAGUCAGUUUCAUACAUGCCAGAGGUAUUUUUUUAGUGCUCUAUUCCUGUAAAGUACCGACCAUUCUUACAGUUGGGAUUUGUUCUUUUCAUCUAUUGCUUGUGAAAAAAUCCAAGACUGUAUUGUUCUGUAAAAGGCUAUUAAAAGUGACUCAUGCAGGUCCUAAUAUAUUCUGUCCCCAAGGGGUUACUUGUUUAGUGGGGUGGCUCUGACUUUUUGAAAGUCAAGUAGACUCAGUCAUUGAUGAAACCUUUCUAAGAGUGGGUCUAGAGGACAUGUUUUACAUGUGAUAUAUUUUGGCCUAACAUCUAUUACUACAGUGCUUAGUAGUGUGGGCAUUGAUUGGAGAGGCACAGAGAAACCAAGUAGAACCUUGGAACACUGUGAUCAUUUCAUUCCUAGCUAAAUAAGAACUAUUUUUUAACACUAAAGAAAGAUGAAACAUUAUUUAGGAAACAGUAAGAUUAUAAGAGUUCAAAACUCAAAUGGCUACAGAGGUCAGAAGGGAACACGAGUAUGUGGAUUAAAUUGGCAGUAAUAAAGCUGCUGGUGAUGCAGCCUGUGACAAACUGGAAACUAAAAUUAGAGUAGGCCAGACUACAAUAGGUUAAACACACCAAGUCAGUCUUUCUUCCCCUGUACUGUCCAUUUACCUGUGUACUUGUUCGAGUGAGUGGUGGAACUGUACAUUUUAAAAUAGACCUUAAAAAUACGUGCUUUUAUUCUGCUGUGUUAGAUUGGCUUUUACCUGUCUGCAGUAGGAUACUGAAAACAGAGUGGGAACAUUGGGUGGAAAACCACCAGAUUUUUUAACAAGGAUUCCUGGUAAAAAUCCCAGCAAAAGGGAAACUGAAAAAAAUCUAGACAUGAUAGGCCAUUGUAAAAAACAUCAGUUUCCUCUAUUACAUUCCAAGUAAACUAAGUAAAAUCAGUGUUAGAAGUAACACUUGUAUGAAAGAAUUUAAGGCAUAAUAGCUCUUUCUGUUCUGCCAUUCCUAUUGUUCCUAGGGGAAAGGAGACUCAACGAGUUAAUGCUUUUUCACUGAGCCCAAGAUGGAAACUUGGUUGACCUAAAACAUGAUUGGCAUAGGCUGGCUGAUUUUUUAAAAUUCAUUGCACUGAAGGGUAUUUUGCAUGUUUGUAACUUCUGUCAACACUUGUUUGUAUUGACUUCUGAUGUUCUUUCAGCUGACUGUAAUUGGGCAGAUCAGCACUGCAGCAGAUUAUACUGCAUCAUUGUGGUAAAAUUCUGUAUUCUUAGUAAUUGUUACGGACCCCUUUACUGCUGUCUGAGAAAGUGAAGGAUUGUGUUUCUAUUAAAACAUUUACAGUUAAAAUCCUA
This is a messenger RNA of Galeopterus variegatus (Sunda flying lemur), 2860 nucleotides long. RefSeq names its product protein tyrosine phosphatase-like A domain containing 1 (gene HACD3). Gene Ontology annotation, biological process: very long-chain fatty acid biosynthetic process; fatty acid elongation; sphingolipid biosynthetic process. The record is from RefSeq and is a predicted model, not a curated record. Gene Ontology annotation, cellular component: endoplasmic reticulum membrane. The coding region runs from base 152 to 1240 and encodes 362 amino acids. Lineage: Eukaryota; Metazoa; Chordata; Mammalia; Dermoptera; Cynocephalidae. The transcript is spliced from 11 exons. Gene Ontology annotation, molecular function: 3-hydroxyacyl-CoA dehydratase activity.